UUCGCUGUGAAGCGCUCUGAGCGUUUCUUCUCCACCGGUAGUGACGCAGUCUCCUAGGCGUGAGGACAACAUGGCGGCCUUGUGGAAGGUUGUGUGCGGCUCCAGGUCCGGACUCGGAGUCCGGUUCUCCUCCUGCAGAACCUCCUUCAGCUCGGACUCCGGCAGCAAGCCGCCGGCCGCGGACAGCCGCCGACCCGGGUUCGCUGCGGCUCUGCAGCAGCAGGCGGAGCUGCGACGAGACGCGGAGAGCUCUGCGGCCGCCGGCGGCGCCUCCCGAUCCGGACAGGAGAGCAGCUUCUCCUCGCUGCUCCGCCGGUCCCCGCUGGUCCAGAUGGGCCCGGCUGCAGACCGGCUGGUGGUCGGUCGGAUCUUCCACGUGGUCCGGGACGACCUGUACGUGGACUUCGGGGGGAAGUUCCCCUGCGUGGUCCGAAGACCCGCCGGCGGGGAGGCGCUGCAGCGGGGCAGCAAGGUCCGGCUCCGGCUGCAGGACCUGGAGCUCACAGCCCGCUUCCUGGGAGCCAGCACCGACACAACGUUGCUAGAGGCCCAGGCCGUCCUGCUGGGCCCGGUGGAGCCCCGGGAGGCCCGCAGGAACCAGGGAGAACCAGAACCGGCGGCAAUGAAACCAGAGGGUUCCUGAGUCUGGAGCUGCAGGAAAAUACUGACUAAACUUUAAACUUGGAACCAGAAGUUUAAUGUUGGACUCUGAUCUGAUUGUUUGAUAAUAAACAUUAUUUAUAUGAAACAUUAAACAGCUUCUGUGUUUCUUCAUGAAGCUGCACAUCAACAAACAGCUGAAAAAUAUUACUUUUUAUUAAAGCUUGUUUCAGGAAUAAAAUAUAUUACAAUUCA
Messenger RNA from Centropristis striata (black sea bass), 855 nucleotides. It is a transcript of the gene mrps28, whose product is annotated as mitochondrial ribosomal protein S28. The transcript has a single exon. Gene Ontology annotation, cellular component: mitochondrial small ribosomal subunit. The coding region runs from base 71 to 643 and encodes 190 amino acids. The record is from RefSeq and is a predicted model, not a curated record. Lineage: Eukaryota; Metazoa; Chordata; Actinopteri; Perciformes; Serranidae.